Akanthomyces muscarius is the source of this 210-nucleotide messenger RNA. RefSeq lists its product as uncharacterized. The coding region runs from base 1 to 210 and encodes 69 amino acids. The record is from RefSeq and is a predicted model, not a curated record. NCBI's taxonomy places the organism in Eukaryota, Fungi, Ascomycota, Sordariomycetes, Hypocreales, Cordycipitaceae. The transcript is spliced from 2 exons.
AUGCUUUUGGCGAAGAGCCUCGCCGGCCUCGCCGCGGUGAGCUUGGCCGCCUAUGCCCUUCCGCUGCCGCAGCCCGCAGACCAGCAGGAAUAUGACCUGCUCUUGCGCGGGCGCAUGGGCACCACCACCUCGCCCGUCAACAGCCUUGCCGCGGUACCAUAUGCUCCAGAAGUUGGAGCGGCGGACAGAGCACGCACACUAGGACAAUAG